AGGGCUUUUGGCUGGUGGGCCGGCGCAUUCGCAUCGAAGACAUUUCCCCAGAAGGCGAAGACGACGAGCGCAAAUUGGUCCUGACCACUUUGGGGCAACAUCAUUUGCGAAACGGUUCCCGCUUUCCGCUGACCUUCUAUGGAACGAACCAUUUCCUCUUGGACAACUACACGCACAGGGCCCUGGUGCUGGACCGUUUCCGCCUGGAAAUCAGCACCGAGAACGGCGAGUUCUUCGUGGCGGACGCCUCGGGUGGUCACAUGCUGUUGAGCAUCCCUGGCACUUUUUGGUAUACCCAUCUCUUCCAGGUCUUUCCGGUGAUGCUGCUGAUCCUCCUCUUGUGGCUCAUUGGAAUCGCCGCAGUUUCCUUUGGCGAUCCGCCCCUAUUAUUUGCUGUGAUCAUGGCGUGUAUCCAAUUGUCCUUGGCAAUCAUGGGCCGCUUGUAUGUGUGGAAGCGGCUGCAAUAUCGGUCGCCCUUGGAUUGGCGCCUUCAACAAUAUAACGCCAUGCUGACGGAGAAGAAUCCCACGCCAGUGGCCUGCCAGAGGGGCGCCAUGCGAGCGGUGACGGCGUUUCAACUCUUUGAUCUCUACGAUUUCUUCCAGGCCUUCAUUAAGGGGCGAAACAUGUAUUACAUCGAUCCGAACCUGGUGCGUCCCUUGACCAAGCGCUAUCGCCUGAGUUUCGCGGAGCGUGCUGGGCCCAGCCAGGUGGACUAUUUCAUCAGUCACUGGUGGGGCACUCCCUUCAUGAACUUUUGCGAGUCGGUGAAGCGACACGCCAUUCACAUGAGUCAUUCCGAAGAUGAAGGUCAAUGGAAAAAGAUCGCGUAUUGGAUCUGCACCUUUAGCAACAACCAAUACCGGGUAAAGGAGGAGUUGGGCGUCACCCACCAGGAAUCAUCCUUUUACAUGGCGCUGCACAGCAAUCGAUGCAAGGGCACCGCCAUGAUCAUGGACGAAGAAGCGUCGUUGUUGAAACGCUCCUGGUGCCUCUUCGAGUUGCUACAGACCGUCAGGAAGACGCAGAGCGAGGCGGCCCGGGCGGCGGAGAGCGGCAGUCUACCGAAGUCUCCGCGCUUCGCGGGCAUGUUUUUCUGUACGAAGACCGGGGUCUUGAACUAUGGCCACGCAACGGUGGAGUUCGCCAGGAAAAUUGGUGAAAACAUCAAAAACCUCAGUUUGGAAAAUGCCACUGCCACCAGCCAGGAGGAUAAGGAUAUGAUCAACCGCCUGGUUUUGGAAGAAAUGGGCAGUUACGACAAGAUCAACCACAUCCUUAGAGAUAACUUGGCUGAGGCCCUGAGGAGGUGUCAGGAAGAGGUGGACCUGAAUUUCGAAACGCUCUUCAAGGACCUGAAAGGCGAAGUGCGACUGGAUGUGACUAAAAGUCUCUGAUGGCAAUGCCACCAGUAAAUUUAGUGCUUCGAUGACAGUGACGUGACGAAACCAUCGCUGAACUCUUGGGGUUGUAGUGGCUAUCUGCUCAGAAAGAUGGUUGCUAAGCAUCAUGGAUC
Cladocopium goreaui is the source of this 1516-nucleotide messenger RNA. NCBI's taxonomy places the organism in Eukaryota, Dinophyceae, Suessiales, Symbiodiniaceae. The record is from the annotation of a GenBank genome assembly.